AACAAUCUGAAUGAACAUAAAUUGCAGCUUCUGAAAACGACACGAUGAACAAGAGAAUCCCACUAAUCGAAGGCUGAAAUUUGAGUUAUAUCACUUUUUUUAGAAUUUUGUUCUUCUUUCUUUUUUAAAAGGAGAAUAAUCAUAUGCAUAUGUGGUAGGGCAACAUUGGAGACGAUAGGCAGAGGCAAAUAUAAUUAGGGUGUCUUUUUAUUUUAUUUUAUUUUAUUUUAUUGUAAUGGGUAUCCUCUUUGGUAUCUUCAAAACUUUUGUUUGCUCAGUUUUUUGGGUUAUAAAUUGUUACCCGAUUUGGUAAGGACAGUAUAGGAAUUUCCUUAAACAAGAAUAUUGGGCUUUGCUCUUGCAAGAGAAAUGGAGAAUGACUGCAUGCACCGUCCCCUUCAAUCUAUCCAUAGUCGUAUUGAAGGGGAGAGACCACCAUACUACGAUCUGAACCAAACUGUACAGUUCGAUCUAAAACUACGGUUCCAGUCAUACGAGAAAGCCUCUCAACUCUCUCUCUGUUCCUCUCAAAAUUAAACUGGUCAGAGCUAAUGGAGCAACUUGCUUCCUUCUUUAGCAGCAUUAUCCAACUUGCGAGGGGAAAAAAAGGAGGGAAAAUAUAUAUCCGUAGUUUUGUGAGGCUGCAGUUCACUGUGUGUGCAUGGGACGUAGAAACGGAGGAAUGGACCAUCUAAAUUCUAAGCCCAUGUGAUCUCAUGUGGAAAUAUUGAGCAGUUGCAGCCGUUUAUCCAUACAUAUUUGAGCUCGCAGCAGGCAGGCAGCAAGGCCGAAAGAAAAAGGGAUAUUCAGCCCACAUUAUUAUAUACGAUUGUGAUUGUUCAUAGAAUGUGAUCAUAAAGUAUAGGAGAAUAUCGUUAAUUAAUCAUCAUAUCAUCAUAGGGUUAAUCAUGAAUUGAUAAAUGACGUUGUUAUCGGAGUAAUCGAAACGUGUAGAGAAUCAUAAAUACCGGAAUAAAGAGAAAUAGAGAUGGUAGGCAUCCAAGACUCUAAGUGGAUACUGCUAUUCAACACAAUGGAUAUCAUCAAACUCUUUAGUAGAGAUGGUGUCAUCUCAUUCUACAUGAACACCGUCCAAACUCUAAGUGGGUGCUGUCAUCUGACAUCAUGAAUAUAUACCAUCCAAUUAUAAACGAUCAAUGUCAUCUCAUCUCGUGGUCAUCGCACCCAAAUUACUAGAUGCAUGGUACCAUGCAUGUUGUUGUAUAGUGACCAUCCAGUUGUCUGAUUACCAAUUCCAUGAUAUGUUGUCUCGGUCAAUGAUUUGUUAGAUGUGUGGUAAUUACCAUUCAAUCGUCCAUCACUACGGGAAAAAUGACUUCUUGCAACACUCGGAUUGCAACCCUAUUUAAAAGUGUUGCGUUAAAUAUAUAAUAGCAACACUUUUUUUUAAGUUGCGUAUUAGGUAGUUUACGCAACACACUGCAAAUGUUAGUUGCGUUUGCAUAUCUUACGCAACACUUGCACCACGAGUGAUAUUAUGUUGCAAAUUUAUAUACUUUAAGCAACUUUUUGCCUAAUAGUGUUGCACAUUAGUUUUCUGGCUAAUGAUAACUCAAUUAAAAAAACAUUUGUCAAUCAACUUCGUUAAAAUUUUCAACCUAUUUGUAUUCAUUGUGUCAUGUUUAAUAUUUUCCAGAUCAAAUCUUUUAUUUUUUCCCGUCAGUUGUUGGUUUUAAGAUUCGAACCCAACAUGUGGUGGAUGUUCCACUUUUUCUACCCAGCUGCUUUGUUUCUUUCCGAAGUUUAUCAUCAUCCACUUUUCCUGCAUCCAGUUAAUUUGCUCCAAUCUUCUCUAAAUUUUAACAAUUAUCUGUUGAAUAUGUUUAAUUGACAAAAAACUUUUUCCAAACAAAAUUUCCUUUGAACAGAUUAGGAAGCAUCACACGUUUAAUUGAAUGAUUUAAUAGUGGUAAAAAAAACCCCAUAGAUUUGUAUUAUAUAAGAAAAAGGCUCCAAAUGGUAGAAUAUAUGGGGAACAAAAUUUUGAGGUUUACAACCCCGCCUAAUCCCUUCCACUGAGAUAUAUCGGGGAAGGUAAGUCCAUAAAAUAUUCAAUAUAUAUUCCCCAAUAAGUCCCCUUGCCAUAUCCCAACUUUCCAUGUUCGUUAGGGUUUUUAUUUUUAUCGUUUCACUUCUGCGCCGCUGCCCGCUUGUAUUCUGCUUCUCACGGUGUGAUGUCAAACACUAGUUUACUUUUUCCUUGGAUUCGAAGACAUAUAUAGAAGUUCUCAUACAUCUUCUUCUCUAAAAAUUCAGUUCACCUAGCAAGCGAAAUCGUCAUCAUCCCCCAUUGAUCUUCUGAUUUAUGCUUCAGGCAACUCUUUCACUUCAGUCCCACCCUCCAAUCUAUGCGACAGAGUCAUUCGAUCGUCAUAUUGUAUUCAUUAAUCUUGUUAGCCUCUUUUUGCUAAUAUUGUUUGAUUUUCAGUGUUAUUAUUCAAUUCUGGGAGAAUAAGCAAUCAAAAUUCAUUGAUUGAAGGGUGAAUAACGAUAUGUGAAGAGGUUGGACAGGUUGGUUGAGAUGGCGGAAUCUGAGGUAAGUUGCUCCAUAAGAUCUAAAUAGUCAAUCAUAUUGAAUGGGUUUUUAAGUUUCUGUAUUUUCUUCAAUUUUCCUUCCAAAGACUAUGGAUAAUAUCUACCAAACCAGGCUCAAUCAAAAUCAAAUUAGACGAGCCUUCAAGUCACUUGUUGGAUAUAUAUAUAUAGAAAUCAGGAAUAACAAUGUGAUAGAAUUUAUCCUUAUUUUUCAGGUACAAGGAGGAGUCUUCUUUCACCAAAUUCAGAAGUCGACUCACAUGGAGGAGUGUUCUUUUAAUAAUAUAUAUGGAUGGUUGUAAUUAUUUGAUCAAUAUUGUUCGUCAACGCUGUAAAUUUUGUCUAAAUAUUUAUUUGUAUUGUACGUUCAUUACCAAUUUUCCUUGUUGAUUCUAAUUUAUGUGACAAGUGUAUUGUCACAAAAGAAAUAAUUCGUGACGCGUAUUAAUGUGAUUCUUAUUAUAAAUUUGUCACACAAUGUUGCAUCCAUGACCAUAGAAUUCGUCAUAAAUAGUUACUUCAGUGACGCGACCCCAUAAUCACACCUUGGAUUCCAAAAAGUGUAUUAGUGAUAGAACUUUGGUCACACAUGACAAUUAUUUGUGACAAUUAGACAUGUCACUGUUGUGGUUUUCGUGUCGCCACUAACUCAUCACAAAAAGGAUCUUUAUUGACGAUAACACUGUCAUGCAAGUAUUAGUAUGUGUUACGUGCAGAAUAGUCACAAUUGAGUUAGGCAUUUGCGAUGAGUUAGACUCAUCACGAAUAAAAUAUAAAUGUUGCAAAAAAAUAUAAAAAAAUGUUGCCUAUGUUUCUAAAAUGUGUUGCAAAUUUUUUGAAAUGUGUUGUUGAAAGUGGUGUUGCAUAAAAGGUAAAGAUACGCAACCCUUUUUAUUUUGGUUGCGAACGAUGAAAAAACAGUUGGCUAUUCCUUUUGCUACCCCCACUAUAUGCAACCCUACCAAAAGUGUUGCAUUAGGAUUUCACAACUAUUUUAAGACAUUGUGCAACACAUUUGUGGGAGUUGCAAGAUGUCAUUUUUCCUGUAGUGCAUCCAUGGGUGUUGCGUGGAGUUAAUUUUGUGGGAGAGGAUAGAGCUAUCGGUUGGAGAGCUCUCCAUGAAAAAAACUUGAAUCAAACUUCUAGAAGAACAGAAAAAUCAAAUUACCACAAAAAGCGUCAUCAAGGUUUUUAUCUUUAUCUCUCUCUAAACUGUAAUUUUAUACCUGUAGCACCAGAGAUCUUCUACAAGUCUCAUAUGUAUUCAUAAUUGGUAGUUACCGAGCUCUCAAAGAAUCUGUUAUAGGAGUAGAGGUAACACUAAGUAAAAUUCCUUUGGUGCAUAUAUCGAACAUCCUCAUUUGAGUAGUGUUUCAAGAGUUGUGAACCAAGCAAGAUAUGUUUUCUUGAAGUCGAUCGAGGUGCAUUGAUUACAUGAAAUUCCACCACCGUAUGUACCCUAACCCGCCAAUAAAGAAAUUACAAGAACAUAUAGAAAAAAGACCUAAAACCUUGUAACCUGAACCACACGACGAUAAUAAUAGAAACCAAAUCAACAUAAAUUCUAAUUGUACGUGAUCUGUACACCAACAACGGUUUAUUAUUAUACCUUUCGGCCGUCUUGUUUUGCUUUUAAGAAAAAGACGUCGUCAUCCCUACGUUACAAUUUUGCUAGUGAAUGUGGUGGUUAGUUUAUUGACAUGUGCUUAAUCAUAUGAUCAAUCACACUUAUGGAAGUCGUGGUUUGACUUGACUCGUCGAAUGUUGCCAACAACAGGAGAAAUCACGAAGUUGUCUCUCAUUGGCCGGCCCAUCACAUAGUUCACGUGGACUGCUCGUGAGACAAUGUGGGCGGAAAACGACGUCGUCUGUCGCUGUUCGAUUUUGACCUUCUUUUUUGGUACCAGAAUUUGCAAAAAUAAUAUUAUCUGUUAUAUCGCAUUUCAUUCUUCCCCGGCCACUCCUUACUCCCCCCUUACACAAGAAUCUCCCCCACCAAAAAGCAAUCCAUAAACCGGUGUUUCUGGAAUCGUAUUGUAUUCGUCCGUUCGAUCGAAAUUUCUUAUUAUUGGAGUCUAAAUUGACAGACAGUUUUUUAGUGUGGUACAAAAUAGCCGAACCACACAUUCGAUCGGCACAAAAAUAUCACCUGCUAACUUAUCGGUAUACAAACUUCUGAUACGAUUCCACCACCAUCGUUGCUACAUAUCAUAAUAACCAACGAUUGAAAAAUCUGGUUGUACGGGAAAAGCAAGUGUAGGGUAUUUAAUGCUGAAACCGUAGUUUAACCACGAUUGAAAUGUUUCCUACUGUUAAAUCCCAUCUACCGAUUUUUGCUUCCGACAUGUCUUUUUUUACCGGUCGAACAGCCGAUGUCUUUUUUUUUUUUUUUUAUAAUAACCCACAUAGAACAAUGACAUAAGGAGAGAGAGAGAGAAUAUUGGCAUAAAACUUUAGGGCACAAAAGGCCCCACAAUAUCUAGAUUCCAUCCAAACCCAAUUAAGCCAUCAAUGAUCAAUCAAUAGUCUCAUCUACCUCUCCACCUCCCCUUAUAUAAACCUCAUAUCACCCCCCUCAUCCCUCUUCACUAUCAACAUUUUCCCCACUCCACACUUCUCCACAAAACCUCUUCUUCUUCAUCAUCCACAUACAAUCACACACAUACACAGUCUCACCAAACCAAAACACACAAGAGACCAAUAUCAUGUCGGGAGUGUGGGUGUUCAAGAACAACGGGGUGAUACGCCUGGUGGAGAACCCCGGCGGCGAAACGACGGCGGCGGGCGACGGCGGCCAGCAGAUCAGCAGCAGCAGGAGGAAGGUGCUGGUGCACCUGCCGAGCGGGCAGGCCGUCACCUCCUACGCGUCGCUGGAGCGCAUCCUUUUAGGGUUGGGGUGGGAGAGGUACCACGGCGGCGACCCUGACCUUCUGCAGUUCCACAAGAGCUCUUCCAUCGACCUCAUCUCCCUGCCGCGUGACUUCCACAGGUUCAACUCCGUCUACAUGUACGACAUCGUCGUCAAGAACCCUAACCUCUUCCACGUCCGCGACAUCCACUAAUUAAUUAAUAUGAAUCAUUGUUACGCUCAGCAUGCAUGCAUGCAUGGGAUAAUCCAUGCAAAAAUAAUAGAGUGUCUUCUACUCUAACCUCCAAUAUAUUUACAAAUUACAACGUACGGUUGCUUAAUUUGGUUGAUUUGCUUGGAAGCUGGAGGACGUUCUGCUUCGUUAUAUAUAUAUAUAUAUACUAGCUAGUGAUACAUGAAUUAAUGGGGUUUUUUUUUUGUGCUUUUUGGUUUUGGAGAGUGGAGUUUUUAUGUAUAAGGUGUGCCAGCUUUGCUUUCAGGAGAUUUUGUGUUCCUUGUACUAUACUAUUUAUACAGAAGUAUGUAAUUGCGGUAAUGAGUGAAAUGAAGUGAUUGAUUUUUUUUUUUCUUUCUAGCUUCUCUGUCUGCCCGCUCAUCGGACUGUCGCGAGUACCCAGUUGGUUUCAAUCAUUCGAGUCGUCGCGAGAGAGAUUCAAUUAUUAAGGAUCAUAUACAACUUAAAUUAUUAACGCGCUCCUUCAAACGAAAACUAAGUUUGGACAGGCAAUAGAAUAUAUACCAUGUGCGUGCUUAACAGAUGGAGUCACUAUCGCAGCUAAGAUUCAACAAUAAAACAUCUCAAUCAUUAAAACAAAAAUUCUGAUGCUAUAUCAAUGACUAGUUGGUGGCGCGCGUCUUUAAGGAGAUGUCCAAUAAUGAAUCUAAUAUAUACUAACAUUGAUCUUUUGUCUGGCUAGCUAGCUAGCUAGCUCAUCCUAUCGUUAUUAUGAGAGAGGGAAAUCAUUGUGGAAGAUGCAUGGCUGCGGAUUGGAGGGAAUGAUUAACGGAUAAGGUAGUUUUUGCAAUCAUUUGAUAAUCAUCAUCACAAAUUCAUCAUCUCUUUUCCCGUAUCCAUGGGAUGGAAUUGUGUGUGGCCGUCCUGAUCCUCUCGGUUGAUAAUCAUUUGAUAAAAAAAGGCUGAGAUUGUCCAACGUGUGAAUGGGUGUGGCAGUUCACGUGAAGAGCGGCCACAUGUCGACAUCCCACCAUAAAGCCACGUGUCGACAUCCCAGAUUCCAGUCAAGACUCUGCCGGCCGGCGAUACAGUAAACUCCGGGGAGGGACGACGUUGCUAUCGGCUGACAAUUACUCAAAUCAUUCGAUAAUCAUCAUCAAUCCGUGAGCAUCUGCAGAUUGCGGCCAUGUGGGCGCCGGACCCACCGCUUUCCCCGGAAAAAAAGUACGGCCACUAAGCAAGCAGCAGAGCCGCCGAUCCACCGUGUCCUGGUGAGAAGAUAGCAGAGGAGGAUGGAGGUGGUGGGCUGUCACGUGAAGAGUGUCCACUCUGUUUCUUUCUGGGGCCCACAAUGCCACGUGUCUCGACAUCCGAGAUUCCAGGGGGCCGGGGGGGAGCGUAUCCUUUACUUGGCUGUGCUUAGCUAGCUUGCCAAUUCGAGUGAGACGCUGGCGAUUCCCGCAGCCACAAUCAUUUUUUUUUUAUUUUUUUUACUUUUGUUUAAUUGUUAAUUGAUUAAAUAAAUCCACAUUAUCUUA
Molecule: messenger RNA, 7138 nt
Organism: Linum trigynum
Lineage: Eukaryota; Viridiplantae; Streptophyta; Magnoliopsida; Malpighiales; Linaceae
Source: the annotation of a GenBank genome assembly